Zea mays is the source of this 1743-nucleotide messenger RNA. RefSeq lists its product as uncharacterized. Lineage: Eukaryota; Viridiplantae; Streptophyta; Magnoliopsida; Poales; Poaceae. The coding region runs from base 159 to 1373 and encodes 404 amino acids. Gene Ontology annotation, biological process: endoplasmic reticulum tubular network organization. The transcript is spliced from 5 exons. The record is from RefSeq and is marked validated. Gene Ontology annotation, cellular component: endoplasmic reticulum tubular network.
AAGCAACCCUUCCCUUCCAUUCCAUUCCUUGGCCACGUAACCCAAUUACCCAACGCAUCGAGGAGCGCACGAAGGCAACCGCCUUCCCAUCCCACCGGGCAUCGGCCCAUCUGAUCCGAUCAGGCUAGAUCCUGCCGGUGCCGGUCUUCGCGCCGCCUAUGGCCGAAGGCGACGCGCCCGCCCCCGCCGCGGCUGCAGCGGCGGCGUCCCCGCGGUCGCCCAUGCCGCAGGAGACGCCGGCGAUGCAGAAGCGGAGGCAGCGGGGGCUCGUGUCGCGGGUGUGGAAGGGCAUCUUCGGCGGCCGCGAGGACGUCGAGAAGCUGCUGCAGGCGCUGUCCAAGGAGGAGGAGGCCGUGCGGGCGCGCCUUCGCCGCCGGGCCCGCGCCUCCCGCCAGUCCGCGCACAACGUCCUCGCCCUCGCCGCCGCGCUCGAGAUUGUUGCCGUUGGAUACGCCAUCAUGACCACGAGAUCGCCGGACAUCAGCUGGCAGAUGAGGGCAGUCAGGGUGCUACCCAUGUUCUUGGUUCCUGCUCUAGCUGCUCUCAUCUACUCGACCAUUACAAGCCUCACGAAAAUGCUUGACAACAGAGACCAACAAACUCUUGAAAAGCUACGAACUGAAAGGCAAGCCAAGAUUGAUGAAUUGAAGGAGAGAACAAAUUACUACACUACUCAGCAACUUAUACAGAGAUAUGACCUUGACCCAGCUGCAAAGGCGGCAGCGGCAACAGUUUUGGCAUCAAAGUUGGGUGCGGAUUCUGGACUGAGAGUCUUUUUGGGAGAUGAAACAAGAAGGGAUGCAGCAAUAGGUAGAAGUAAUGAUAACAAUCUUGGACCAACUACUGGACUUAGGCAAAGAAAAGGACACGUAACCAAUGGUGCUGGAAGGGCCCAAUCCCUUGAGCCAUUUGAUGGCUCCAAUGUGUAUGAUGGCAGUGAUGAAGGCCCCAGCCCUCCUAAUCAGACUGUUGAGCACUUUAGAGGUCCAUCGGGUAAUGAUGGGGGUUGGCUUGCACGAGUAGCAGCUCUGCUUGUAGGAGAGGAUCCAACACAGUGCUACGCUCUAAUCUGUGGCAACUGCCAUAUGCAUAACGGUCUUGCGAGGAAAGAGGACUUUGCCUUCGUCACAUACUACUGCCCUCACUGUAAUGCCCUCAAUGGAUCCCGGCAACAUGAUGACCAUGAAUUGGUACCUGAUUCUGGCAAGGAGAGUCCUGAUUCUCAAUCUGGCGGAAUCAUUGGCCAAGCUGGUGCAAGCCUUGCAACCUCAGGUGCUGCGAGUCCUGUUGCAAGCAGCCUACCAACCCUUGAAGAACUCUCUGCAGAGGAAGAUUCUGGGGAGAAGGCGAGCAGUGACCAACCUGCCAAUUGAACUCAUCAUUUCCUGUAUAUUGUGUUCUUUGUGGAGUAUUGUUUUGGAUUUGACUCUGGGUAUCGAAAUUUUUGUACCUACCAUGUAGUAUAUAUGGACUACCAUGCUUCCUGCAUGGUUGUGGUGGUUUUUAUCGUGGCUUCCCCCCCUAGGGUACCAGGACAACGCCCAUUUGCUGGCGUCUUGUCGCAACCGAAGGUCUUGAACAGUGAUGCAUCAACUCACAAAUUGGAUGUAUUGUUCUUUGUUUAUGGAGUGUAUAGUAUUUGAAAGACUUUAGGCAUCGUUUUCAUUUUCAUUUUAAUUAUAACCGAGUUCUACGUUUACCGAUGCAUGACGCAUCAACUCACAAAGUGCCUUUGUUUUUCUG